CCUUAAUAUAGGCGCAGUUAGGUCAACUUCACCUCAACACGGAAGUUAUGAGAUCUGUUGUUGUUUUAGGGAAAUAAUAACAAUUUUUCUGGAGCUGGACGUUGUUUGUCACAUCCUAAAUUUUGUUCUUUGAAGGGAAGAACUCAGAAAACAGGAAAAAUUGAGUAGAAAUUUGGUGAUCUUGCUGUACCACCAACUCUGGAAUAAUUUGGUCUUCAAGCAACUCAAUAAAAUAUGGCACAGGGUUCAAGAACAAUGAAAUGUGUGGUAGUGGGUGAUGGUGCCGUAGGUAAAACCUGUAUGUUAUGGUCCUACACAAGGAACCAGUUUCCAAGAGAAUAUAUCCCAACAGUAUUUGACAACUUUUCACAACCAAUGAAGGUGGAUGGAGUGUCUGUAAACCUUGGCCUUUGGGAUACAGCAGGUCAGGAGGAUUAUGAUAGGUUACGACCUCUUUCUUAUCCACAAACUGACAUCUUCCUGGUCUGCUAUCCACCAAGUUUAUCAGGAAAAUAUGGAAUCAAACCUGUCUCUUAUACACAUCGUAAACCAAAUUUUCUUUUUUUAGGUACAAAAGUAGAUCUCAGAGAAGAUAAAGAGGUGAUCAAUGAAUUGAAUAGCAAAGGGAAGAAAGUGUACAGAAAAGAGGACGGAGAAAGACUUGCUAAUAAAAUUGGUGCAGUUAAAUACAUGGAAUGCUCAGCCCUAACACAGAGGGGCUUGAAAAUGGUUUUUGAAGAAGCUGUACGCAUUGUAUUAAAUCCAACUCCUAUCAAAGAUGGCAAGAGAGGAAGGUGUCGAAUUAUCUGAUUUGUCUUUAUGAAAAAUUCUAAAAAAAAUUGAACUGUUGUUAAAAAAAGGACAGUAAUAGUAACAUCCAAAUGUACCCAAAGUUUUACACUCUUGCUACAGAUCAAACAACGUGAAAAAAAAAGAGAACAGCACGUGUAAGUCUUUCCAAGAAUGAGCAAAAAAGAAAUAUCCACCAAGUUUAUCAGGAAAAUAUGGAAUCAAACUGCCUGCAGGUCUUGCUUUGUGUGACAGGCAUUAGAUUUUCUGAGGUGUGUUCCUGCAUUUUCUACGUAACCAUGUUUUCCCCAGUUUCAUAUUCCUAGCGACAGUAAGAUGUUUCCGAUCAUUAGUGUUUUUAUUGUGCUUUAGAUAACUAACUAGGAUCAUAUUUAAUAUGAUAAUCCUUCGAUAUGUAAAUUUUUUGUUUUUUUCAUACACAUAUGCUGCCAAUAAUACAUUGUCAUUUGGUAUUGGAUUGUGUUGGCCCUUGAAAACAUACUUAGGGAGAUAUUGCUGUUUAUAAUCAUGUAGUUUCUUGCUUAGAAUUGUGCCUCUCCACAAUUUGUGUUCGUACUACCAAAGAAUAUAGAUAAGGGAAAUAUUUCCAUUCUAUGGAUUUUGUCAUAUCAGUUAAAGAAUCUGAUGUUAACAGAAGAUCUAUAAUUGAAUUAAUUAACCUGUUACAGCAAUUUAUACCAACAACUGCAUACACACAAAUUGUUUCUUCACCAAUAAUGCUACCAGUUUUUAAUGGGCGUUUUUUUUUUUUUAAUGUUUAAUUUUUUUUCUCUCAUUACAUAAAAUCAUGCCUAAUGGGAUCUCAUCCUCAUAAAUAUUCUUUGGUACUAAUCAGUGCUUCAUGGACUUUUGAGUCAUAAACCCCACCUGAACCUUCCCAAAUCCCACUGACCAUUCCAUCUGUUAAAAGCUCAGACUAAGCUCAGCUUUAAUGUCUAUUUAACUGUUCAUUCCCUGCUUAGUAUGAUGGACCUGAAAUUAUGUCUCUUAGCCAUGCUAGUCUAGGCUUGGCUUUGCAUAACCUAGUGCUCAACUACUGUGCUUAGCUUAGCUACUCGUCGGUGCUUAGGACUUUUAUGUGUUCAAAGAAUACAGUAAGCCGAUUUUAUAAGGUGUGAAUUUCACCAGUAGAAAUGGAAUCUCCUUUAUUAAUCAUUUAUUGGUAGUUGUUUAUAUGCGAUAAUGUUGUAAUGUAUACAGUAUAAGAAUAUGUAGUAUGGAGAAAAUCCACACUGUUGGACAAAAAGAAAUGUUCUGGUAUUGAAACCGAAUAGCAUUAAGGUGGACUUGCAAUUGAGGUGGUUGUUAAUACGUAUGAAUAUUAUAUUGGCAUGAAAAAGAUUCAUUAAGCCCUGUCCAUAUUAUCACAUUUUAUUUGACAAAAACAUGUGAUAUGCCUAAAUAUGGUCAUGAUGACAUCACAUCAUGACCAUAUAUAGGCACACCUUGACUUUAUAUGGACAUACAACAGUUUUUUCAAAGAAAAUAUGAUGAUGUAGACAGAAAUCUAUCUUGUUGUGACAUGAAUCAUUUGAAAAACUGAACCUUUCAGAAAGGAUCUGUGAAAGUUCUUAAUUUUAAGCACAUUUUUCGCAUCCCAACUUUGCAUCUAAUUAUAAAAACUAGUACGGUAUUUAUGAAAUCUCAGUUUAUUCAACUGUUUGUCCUCACAACUUUGUGAUCUAUGUUAAGCAAGUUUGUAUAUAUCUAUAAAGCAAUUUCCUAACAAUUUUCGAUAUCUGGCGUUUCUGCUCCCAUGAAUACUAAGAUACUGAUCAACAUAUAUCUAAUUGGCAUAAAAGUAAAAACAAAAGUAAAAACAAAAGUAUGAAGUGACCAGGUUUUCCUAUUCAAAUUUGAGAUUUUCACUAUUUGCACAUUGUGCCAACUCAAACUGUAGGGGGCAGCAUUGUUUACUUUGACUGGUCCCUUGUUUUUUGGCUAAAGACAUUCAAGUAUAUGCUCAAUGUAUUGAAUAUAAAUGUUAGCAGGUUUGUAAAAUCUCCCAUGCCCAGAUGAACAAGGGUUAUAAAAUAUGCAUUAGAGGUGUACAACCAGCCAUGAGCAAUUAAUAAGAACACCAGGUAUAUAUUAAAGUAGCCUGUUGUUUACAAGUAAAUGUAAUAACAUUCUAGGACAUUUCCUAGGAAUAUUAUAUUAAGCUUUUUUGUAUUUAGCGCUUAAAGUAAAAUGUAUUGUAAAUCUAUCUUCGGUAUCAACUGUAUUACCACCGUUAUGGACAUAUUAUUUUUUCUAUUAUAAAUGUAGUAAUAACUUAGCCUGUAGGUAAAUAAUAGAAUUUUUGUCAAAUUAUCGUCUGAAAAUUGUUUAUGAAACAUAUGUAUUGAGAAUAAAUGCUAACAUAUUCUAUGUUUUUUUUUUUCAUUUAUCAUGAAAAAAUAUUUUUUUAGUUAAUUUUACAACUUACAUAUUUUAUAUUUUCCUUGGCUUUUUGAAAGAAAUGUAGGUAAUGUAUUCUUUAUAAUACUUUUAAUAUUUUUUUUUUAUUAACUGUCUUUCACAUAUUAUUGUAACAGGAAAGGUUCAUUGUUCUCAGUACGGCCUAUCUCACAAAACCACAAGACCAUAUGUAAAAAGAUGUUUCUUUGCAACAGUUUUUUUAAGAGAAGGGGGAUAAGCCCCAUAUUUUGCUAAUAAAUAAGGAUUUAUGGGGUAAUUCCUGUUUAAAAUAUAAAAAGCAAGGUAGCCAAAAAAAUAAUAACGAAGUGGCAAAAGGGAGAUUCUAAUUCACUUGGCCUAACAAGAACAUAACCUAUCAAUUGUAAUCAUUCACAAUGUAUUGGAAUUAUUGUUAUCAGAAGAUAUUUUCUACCAAAUAUUAAUAUUAUUCCAAGUAAUAGAAGCUAGUUAGUCUUUAAUUGGCUUCUGUACUGUAUUAUGAUUUUUGUUGUGUAAAUGUACCAGAAAACAGACAAAUAAUAAGCAAUGCUAAUACUGUAGUAUCAUAGUGAUGACAACUUGUUCUUUAUUAAUUUGAGGAGUAUAACAAAUACCAUAUUUAUGUACAAAUUAAAUCAACAUAAGAUAGAUUGUCAUAGUUGAGUUUUGCAAAGUACUUAUGGUACACUGUUGCAGUGAUUACCAAUGAUUUCAGGUCUUUUAAUACGCAGUUACCAAUGAAUUCUGGUCUUUUUUAGCCAGUUUCUAUCUAUAAAAUGUAGAGGGCGCUCUUAUGAUUAAUGUGUCAGUAGAGGGCACCUUUAACUUGGGAAGACAAUGUGGCAAGGACAUGACAUGGUUAUUUAAUGCCAAUGAAUUUAAGGCUAUUAAUUUUAUUUAUAUACAAAUUAUAAUAAAAUAAUAAAGGGCACCCUUUCAUAAUUUAUUAAGGCAAUUGGGGGCACACUUUCAUAAUUUAGUAAGACAAUAGAGGGCACCCUUUAAUAAUUUAGUAAGGCAGUAGAAGGUGGAUUUUCAUAAUGCGAGACAGUAGAAGACUCCUUGUCAUAACUGAAGUCAAAUCAAAUCAGAGUUAAAAGAAUACUAGAGUGGUAACUAGGCGAAGUGGCGAAAUUUGUUUAUUCCCACCUCCAAGAUGACCCCACGUUAGUGCUUGUGCUUUACCACCGUGCCACAAUAGGCUAAAGGAGCAUCACGCUCACGCCACGGUGGUAAUGUGCGUAUUCGAAAAAUUUAUUGCACUUGUUUCAAAUGAAAUCUUGUGGCCAAAAGUUUGAAUGUGGACCCGUCUACGUUUAAGUGCGUGCUAUAAGUUAUAUAAUUAGAACUUGUACUCUGACGGUAUUCUUGAUAAUUCUGUAGAUCAACUUACAUUAUGCGAUAGAUGCACAUUGCCCUGUCUCCCGAAAGUCCUGCUCACUAAAUUUAUGUUUCUAAAUAACACUCUGCUUUUACAUAAUUACAAUUUUUGUUUAAAUAUAGCUUACUGAAUCAAGAGAGUUGAUGUACUGACUGUAUUCCCUGCUCAAGCAGAACCCUCUGUUACAGUGUAUGGCAUUAUGGUCAUUGCCACUACAAUAGGCCUAGGCUUAGCCAAACCACACAAUACACAUAGUUCUAGUGAAACCUAUAUGUCCUAAAUGUUAUCAGAACAAAUGGAAUGUUUUAUCAAAACUUGCAAAUAUGCUUAUAUACAUAAAUUUACAUAUUAUAUAUACUCAUAUACGCAAUGUAUAUACAGUAUAUGUAUGUAUAGUAUGUUAAUAUAAAAUAUAUGUAACAUGUAUAUACAUAUAUAAAUAUAAUUAUAUAUGUAUAUAGUAUGUUUACAAUACUGUAUAUGUAUAAUUAUGCAUACAUAUCAGUUUAAUACUAAUAUAGUUGUAUAUUAUGUAUGUCUGUGUUCCUAUGCUCAUUUGUACUUUUUUUUUAUUUGUAUAUUAGUGAUCAAUUUUUCCCUGUCUAUUAUAACUAAUACGAUCAAUGUAUAGUAUGAGUUUUUGAGAAUUAUUAAUCAGUAGAUUUUUUAAUUAAUUACUUUUUCAUAAUAGAAAGGGUAAUCAAAGUAGUUGCCAAUAUUACUACAAUUCCAAUGUGAAUAUAUAACGUCAGUGUGAUGGUUCAUUUGGUCAAUAAACAUGAUUUGUAUGCGAAAAA
Anneissia japonica is the source of this 5388-nucleotide messenger RNA. Its product is annotated as ras-related C3 botulinum toxin substrate 1-like. The record is from RefSeq and is a predicted model, not a curated record. Gene Ontology annotation, biological process: small GTPase-mediated signal transduction. Gene Ontology annotation, molecular function: GTPase activity; GTP binding. Lineage: Eukaryota; Metazoa; Echinodermata; Crinoidea; Comatulida; Comatulidae. The transcript has 7 exons. The coding region runs from base 235 to 810 and encodes 191 amino acids.